Molecule: messenger RNA, 1210 nt
Organism: Suhomyces tanzawaensis NRRL Y-17324
Lineage: Eukaryota; Fungi; Ascomycota; Pichiomycetes; Serinales; Debaryomycetaceae
Exons: 2
Coding region: 146-787 (213 amino acids)
Source: RefSeq, a predicted model, not a curated record
UUGGUCACUGAGAAAAGAAGUGCUAUCCACACACACCUCUCAUCGACCAGUCCGAUCCAACGCCUGCCCAGGGUGAAAUUGUCUGCCCCGCCACCACCACAGCAAGUGCUACUGCCCAUUCUUGGGGUACCUUUUUGGGAUUGAUAUGAUUUAUUUCGAGGCCAACGUCACUACUUCCAUACCUACAAGCCCCAUGUACAAUAAUAGCAACACCAACGGCCAGUACCUUGGCGACUACUCUUACCAGCAGCAGCUUCACCAGCAGCAGCUCCACCACCAGCCACAACAACAGCAGCAACAGCAGCAGCAGCAGCAGCAAGCCAAGUCCCAGCAGCAACAACCACAGGCAAACAACCAGCAGGCUGCUCAGCAGGGCCAUGCCAACUACUACCAAGCAUCAGCACCUUCCACCAACAGCAACGUCGCUGCCAAGUUCACCCCCCAGGACAUCCAGGUGUUGCGCCAGCUUCUUGUGGCAGGCGAGAAGCACAAGUGGAAGCAGAUCACCAAGGAGGUCAACCAGUCGUCCACGCAGAACGCCCAGCUCCAGCAGUACGGCAGCUCUAACGGCUCGAUCAGCCCCAACGGCCAGAAGUCUUCUGCCCAGGCCAAGAACGUGUCGCCCACCUUCGUGAUCAAACAGUACCAGAGCUUGUUGGGCUUGCCUAGCAGCGCUCUCUACUUCGGCAGCUUGGGCAGCUCGUUGCCGUAUGUUGCCAGUGCCAACGGAUGGGACAAUAUCAGCGACUCGUCCUACCAGCACCAAUUUGGCGAAGACAUCGAGUAGGUUUGUGCUAAUUAUAAACUCGGUGUGCUUGAUUAUUCUUUUCCCCUCUGUGUUAUUAAAUGUUAUUUACUUCUCUAAUAUAGUCAUGCUAGAAUGAUGUAGACCGCAUGAGACUCUUGCUAUCGUGGUGACUCGUGUUAGAGUGAUACCGUAUGAGGCUUGUGCUAGAAGCACUUCGAAGACAAUGCCCAACCAUAGCACUUUUGUGGUUUAUGAUCGGUCCUUUUGUGUCGGACAUCUCUCACCACAAUUGUCUAUUGUGGAGGGAAGAUCGUUCUUGCGGAGUCAGAACUCCGACUAUUACUGAGAUCGUCGCAGGACCGUGCCGUGACUUGGGGAUCUGCCUGUGGUAAAGACCCGUCCGGAUUGAAGAGGUCUCGGCAUCAAGCCACUCGUCUCUUAUCGAUAUCAGUAAUCACAGAU